Vicugna pacos (alpaca) is the source of this 2987-nucleotide messenger RNA. It is a transcript of the gene TMEM92, whose product is annotated as transmembrane protein 92. The record is from RefSeq and is a predicted model, not a curated record. NCBI's taxonomy places the organism in Eukaryota, Metazoa, Chordata, Mammalia, Artiodactyla, Camelidae. Gene Ontology annotation, cellular component: nucleoplasm.
CCCAGAAGCAGGGGACCAGGGCUAGGGGGCUCUCAAGCCCCUGAACCUGAGUUAAGUCCUUCCAAUCUGAGUCUUAGUGGCUGUGCCACCCCAGACACCCAAAGCUCAUUAGCUCAGCCUUGCCCCUGACUCCUCACCACCCACCUCUUGGAGGUGUUUCCCUUCCCACCCCUGGCUGUGCCCCGGAAACCUACACUUUGGAAGGAUAAUGGCUUCCAAAUGCCAUUUUUUUGUCUCUGCUAAGACUCCACAAAGGUGAGCAUUAGCUGAGCUCCUCCAACCCACUCCUUAGGAUAAUAAGGUCCCUGCACCGUUAAUUGUCAGGUGGCCCGUCUCCGUCCACUCUCCUGGCCCAUAGCUUAGUGGCUCAGACCUGGGGUCAAUUCCAAAAGUCAUCUCUCCACCCCUACACCCAUCACUUCAAGAAUGAGUGAGGGCUCAGUGGCUUUCAGUUUUCAAAGAAACGCUGGGAAGGAGACUCAGACCCUGGUCUCUUGGCCAAGAAUUCCUAUUGGCAACCUAGCGUGCAUCCUGCCUCUCUCAGAAGGUGGACACUGAGCCGAGCAUCCCUAGCAGUACACCCCGUAGGAGUUGCUCAAUCCCCAGCAAGCCAUCUUCCUCACUUGGGGGUAUGUGUACACAUGGGGAGGGGGCAGGAAGCCGAAGAGGUGGAUUCUCCAAACCACACAGCCUGUGGAGUUGGGGAGCCCGGUCAGGAUGGAACAAAGCCCCCAACUGAGAGCCCCCCACCAAGGACUCUGGGAAUUCAUUCCCUAUCCCCUUGGAGAAAUCUGGCCCCCUGACCCUGGAAGGCCCCCAACCAGCUUCAACUCGGGUGACAACAGAGCCAGUGUUUACUUGGAACAAAGCGCCAUGGGGAAAUGAAAGCUGAAUCAGAACUGGGCUGGCCCCUGCAGCCGGGUGGGAACAUUAGGACAUGUACGCACAUCUUCAAGGAAGAACGGCCAAGGGCAUCAGACAGGCCCAGAGGAAAGUCCUGGGUCAGGGUGAGCAGCGAGGGGACCAUCACUUCUUGCAGGAAGACCCAAGUCUAGGCAGGCUUUCUGGAGGAGGUGGUAUGUGAGCUGAGCCUUGAAGGAUGGAUGAGAAUUGGCUAGAUUUCAAGGAGGGCAUGGGGCAGGUGUGCUAGGUGCAGAGGAAAGGAGGGAAGCAGAAGAGCUGGGUGUGAGGGUGGAGAGCACGUGGACAGGACGGGGAGCCAGCACAUCACAAGGACAGGCGGGGCCCGUUAUGAAGGACCCCACCGUCUCCCUGAGAUGGGACUUUAUUCAGGCAGAAGUGGGGAGACUCUGGAAGUGAGGGAGUGAGAGAGUGACACGCCCCCACAGGGGCAAGGAGGAGACCAGGCUGGAAGCCCUGUUGAAAACAGCGUGAUGCCCCGGGGAGCCACACUGGUUGGGGGCAGUGGCAGGGGGACAGCUGACAAGCAGAGUCCCCAGUCCCCCUGAGCUCUCAGCCCAAGGGCGAGGCAGGCACCCACCGUGAGGCCAACCCAGGCAGUGCUCAGUGGGCAGUCGGGGAGCAGAAUUGGAGACAAGCCAGGAAGACAGGGAGCUGCUCACAUCCCCGGACCCAGCACCACUGCCACGUGCGGUCCCGUGUCCUCCAGGAGUAGUCAACACCAGGUCACCCUCUGAAGUCGGUCGCCUGGCCCACCCCCUCUGAAGUCGGUCACCCGGCCCACCCCCUUUGGCCUGGCCCUUGGGUGGAGGGAGAGGACUUAUUGGCCAGCAGAGGGGGCCAGUGAGCAGGGCAUUCGCGGGUUUGGGGUGACUGGAGCUGGACUUUGGUGGCCCAUCCAGAAGGGCUGAGAACAGUUCUCCGAAGGAAGACCCUUAACUCCUGGGCACCUCAUUCUGCCUCUGGCCCAGCCCCUCUCACGGGCGUUUUUUAAAAAGCGCGGGCGCUCCUUGCGCUGGCGCAGUGCUGCUUCCGCUGGAGCGGCCAAUGCGCGGAGUGGGAUGGUGGAGUUGGUUCGUUUCGCGAUUCCCACCAGGAGUGACAAAACCUUGCUGGUGUGGGAGCUGAGCUCCGAACCCAGGACCGAGGCCUUGCAGGCUGCAGCCGCAUGUGGUCUCUUAUUCACCUGCCCUAAAGGAUUCAAAUGCUGUGGUAACAGCUGCUGCCAAGAGUACCAGCCAGAGGUGUAUGAGCUCUUCUCCGGCCCCUUGAGAACCUCUGUCAUCGUCAUCCUGAUCAUCUUGCCACUCUUGUGCGUCUGUGACCUGGCUAAGCGCUUCUGUCGCAAAUGCAGAAAGCUGGAGCAGGACCCCCCGAUGGAUCACGAGGGGACACCGGAACGGCCUUCCGUCGCUCCCCCCGAGAGGGUCAGGGAAUCCAUUUCUGAGCCCCCACCUCCCUACAAUGAGGUGAUUCUGAAGCCCAUACUGGGCCUGCCUCCCACGGAGCCACCCCCUCCCUACAGCUUCAAUCCUGAAGAAUAUGCCAGGGUGCACAGAGGCAUCGACAACCCAGCCUUCUGAGCCCCCUCCUGCCUGGAACCCUGCCAUCAGCCGCCACCUCCCCAAGGCCUCCUGGGUCAAGCCGGAGACUCCGGGGACCCCUGGAAUGCCCCCCAACCCAUCCUGCCACACCUCUGCCAUUUUUGGCUUUAACUUAUUGCUUUGCCUACCCCUGUUCUACACCAGUUGCCUCUCUUGUCCCAUGGACUGGUCGGGAGUGAUAGUGUCCACCCCUCACCUGCCAUCCCAAGUUAGAGGCUGCCAGGAGGAAAGCGUGCACAGCUGGAGGUGCCGGGCAGCAGAAUGGGCUGCUCUGAGGAGUGGAGAGAGCUGUGCCUCUGGGAGGUACGAUCUUGACAGAUGAGAUGUUCUGGAGGGCACUAAUGUACUUUGGGAGGCAGGACUGCUUGAGCUCUGAGCCACCUCCAGUUCUGCCUGAGGAGACCCCAUUGUUCCCUCCCCUCCCCUCGAGACACGUGUCCCAUUAAAUUUCAGUUGACGGUU